Messenger RNA from Aquila chrysaetos chrysaetos, 3151 nucleotides. RefSeq names its product RAD9 checkpoint clamp component B (gene RAD9B). Bases 60 to 1331 code for a protein of 423 amino acids. Gene Ontology annotation, biological process: DNA repair; mitotic intra-S DNA damage checkpoint signaling; DNA replication checkpoint signaling. Lineage: Eukaryota; Metazoa; Chordata; Aves; Accipitriformes; Accipitridae. Gene Ontology annotation, cellular component: checkpoint clamp complex. The record is from RefSeq and is a predicted model, not a curated record. The transcript has 11 exons.
UUCUGCAGUCGUCGUGUGAGGGGAAGGGCGCGGUGGAGGCGAGGGCUUGGCAGCCGGUCAUGAAGUGUGUCAUUGCGGGGGCUCAUCUCAGAGUGUUUGGAAGAGCAAUACAUGCCAUAGCACGUAUUAGUGAUGAAUUUUCGUUUGACCCCAUAGAAAAAGGUCUUGCCUUAAGAUCAGUAAAUUCUUCAAGGUCAGCAUAUGCAUAUGUCUUCUUCUCAUCUAUGUUUUUUCAACAUUACUGCUGGACAGCUGUGUCUCAACCAUGUCAGAAGGAAAAACAGUUAUCCCUCCCAUGUAAAUUGAUAAUUAAGUCAGUUCUUCCUGUAUUUAGAUGUGUAAAUGUGCUGGAAAGGAAUGUAGAGAAAUGCAGCAUUUGUACAAAUAUUAAUGAUCAUCACAUAACUUUUCAGCUCCUCUGCAAAUACGGUGUUGUAAAAACAUAUAAUCUGACGUGUCAAGAAUGUGAUCCAUUGCAGGCUGUUUUUGCAAAGCACAUGUGUCCAAACAUACUUAAAGUCCACCCCAGGCUGCUGGCUGAUAUAAUGAUUCACUUUCCGACCAGUCAAGAAGAAGUAACCUUGUCAGUUACUCCAAUGAAAGUUUGUUUCAAGAGUUACACUGAGGAAGACACUGAUUUUUCGAAGACGAUGCUUACUGAAAUACAACUAAAUCCAGAUGAAUUUGACUACUUUCAAGUUGGAGUAGAUUCUGAAGUGACGUUUUGCCUUAAAGAAUUGAGGGGACUACUAGCAUUUUCAGAAGCUACCAGUGUUCCUGUCUCAAUCCAUUUUGACGUAUCUGGAAAACCAAUUGCUUUCAGCAUUGAAGAUAUGGUGCUGGAAGCCAGCUUCAUUUUGGCUACCUUGUCUGACGUUGAAAAGGAGACAGCUUCCCAGCAGCCUCCUGACUUUUCACAGCUGCAGGAGAGCUUGAAGACCGGUAUGGGUAAAUCUGGGACAAAUUCCAUGGAUAAAGACAGCAAUCCAGAAGCAGUUGCUUCCAGAAAGCCACCGUGGGAUGGAAGCGCACCAAACACAGAGCCAGCGAAACCUGUGAGUCUUCUGGCAAAACAAGAGAUCAAAAGUAUUCCCAGAAUCAUGAUGAGAGAGGUGACAGGCAUGGAAGGAACAGCCAUGACUGAGACAGAGGGCCAUGCAGUGCUGGGAGGAGAGGCAAGAGAGUCUCAUUAUCAGAAGUUUCAUUCCUUAUUCUUUGGAGCAGUUUCUUGUAAGGAGCAGGAUGCCAUCAGCCACACCUUCCAUAGUUUAGCAACAGCUAGCGACACCGAAGAGGAUUUUGGCAACGUGCAGAGCUCCCAAGUUCUCUAGUGACGUGAAGUGUUUGAAUCCAAGUAAAGACUAUCAGGGAUUGCCUUGAAAGAUAAAAGUGUGUUUGACGCAGUAAUUGUGGAGCCAUUUCUAGUUUUAGAAAGAAGUUUAAUUGCAGUUCUUCAAGUUAGAACUCGACAGAAACUAUUUGUAUUCUGAGCUUGCGUGGUAAACUGCAGUUCACAAAUACCUAUUCAAGUCUGGAAAGUGGAAAUUCUGCUCAAGUGGUGCCCGUUUCUUUUUUCUGCAAGAGCGAUACACAAAAAGGACAAAACUCACCUCAAUACUGAGUACUUUAUCAGUUCCUGCUCUGUAAGUACAGAUUAAGUGUUUAUUCACUGUUUACGUUAACCACCACCCCGGGUCAUUCUAAAACUGGGAGCUGCUGUCAUCAUGCAAUAUAAAUUUAGGUCAUGAUUGACUAGGUUGAGGUUUGUGUACUAUGUAUUCUAUAGGCAGACUGCUUUGGAUGUUCAACUCUCAGUACAUUCGCACUGGAGAAUUCAAACUGCGUUACCACUUCAGGCAAAUUAAGCUGCUGUUGUAAAGUUACAAGGGCUGGGAAAAUAAACCCAUCCACCCUGCCACAGCCAAACACAUCAUUGCUGUAGAAUAGCCGGUAUUUUCACGGAAAGUGUGUAGAAGUAGCAUUUAACUGAAUAACCAGAGGUGUUGUAAGUCACACUGGAAUAAAAUACCAGAAUUUCCAGUCUUUGGUCAAUUAAAAGAUCGUUAUUCUGUCUGCCAAACUGUUACAGAUGAGUUUUAUGGUGUCACUCUAAUAGACCUUCUCUAAAUGAGAGCCCAAUACCCCAAGUAUUGGUGGCUGUGCAUCUCUGCGCCACCAAUGACAUCACUGCAUUAACACAGUUUGUGCAAUCAACUUUACUUUAAAAAACACAUUUUAGUAUAAAUACUAUAUUUAUUAAAUAUCUUUACAAUUCAUUUAAAUGUAUUUACAGAACUAUUCCUGCAUAAGUUAUACCUCAGACAUGAAAUUCACAUAAUCGCCUCUUAGGUAAGCAUAGAUGAUAGUCUCAUUUUAACAACAAAAAAGCAUCCUCAUUAGAUACAGACUCAGAUUUGCUUCAUUAUUUCAGCUAUCUUUGUAAGAAACUACUUCAUGCAGUCAGUUUCUACACAAUCAACUGAGUUUUCUCCCUGGAGAAAGGAUGUCCAUUACUGAGAGACAGAGAUUCCAUCACAAAAUCCUUCACAUCUCUGCCAGACCUUUGCCUCUCCCUUCUCCCUGACUCAGUCAUAACUGGUCCCAAAAUCUGUUUUUUUGUGUUUUGGUUUUUUUUUUUCAGCCAUACCUUCUUCAUAAACACAAAGAAAGUACAUUUAGAGUAAAACUGUAUGUUGCAGGUCUCCCAAAGAUAGCCGUAAAAGUAGCAAGGAACCACAGAGGUUUUCCAAUUCACCACAUCUUAGCCCUGUAUUACCCAAAUACCUAGUAACGCUGCUGCAGAAAUCCCAGCUCCUGCCAGUCCUGUGAUGUUACGCAGUUACUGGUGUGUAAAACUCUUCCUUCAGGUGGCUGCUCCCGAUAACACACACACACCCACCCUCUGCAGCAGCUGAAAGCCAACCUGUGCUCCACUCGCACACACUUCCAUUUCACAGCACACCUUUCUUGUAUGCCUCUCAUGAAUAGUCACAAUAAUCUAAUUCCUAGCAAGUGUUACUGCUUCAUGCAUCAUUUAAAAUUAUUUUGAUAGUAUGGGCCCUGUCAUUUCCUUUUCCAAAAAUUGGUUGUGCGCAGACAGCUUAAGUUCAUAGGAAGAAAUUAGGUUUGAUAUGUUGAGUGCACAUCUUUU